Molecule: messenger RNA, 1161 nt
Organism: Schizosaccharomyces osmophilus
Lineage: Eukaryota; Fungi; Ascomycota; Schizosaccharomycetes; Schizosaccharomycetales; Schizosaccharomycetaceae
Gene: sen54
Product: tRNA-splicing endonuclease subunit Sen54
Exons: 3
Coding region: 1-1161 (386 amino acids)
Biological process (GO): tRNA-type intron splice site recognition and cleavage
Cellular component (GO): tRNA-intron endonuclease complex
Source: RefSeq, a predicted model, not a curated record
AUGAAUGCUCAAGAGGGCGAAAACCCUUUCACCAAUUUUGAAGAUGCUGUAGACGCUACUGAAGAUGUUCAAGAUUGGCGCUUCUUGUCCAAUGUAAAAGUAGACCAAGGCAAUUACACAAUUCCUAAAAGAGGAGAAAAAGAUUUUGAGCCAGAUGGAACACUGAAACAAGAGGGAGUUUUAGAGCUUAGCCGUAAGGCUAUGUACGAUGCAUUGUCAGUGGAAAGACUUAUUUCUUUCAAGCAUGUUAUUAUAGGAGUAUGGAAUUGGGAGAAGAAGAUGGCUUGCGUAGAGAAAGUGCACGGACCUUUUUUUAAAACAAUGGGCCAAGGUGAUUCAAAAAAUCGUGUGUGGCUUCUCCCGGAAGAAACAUUAUAUUUGGUAGAACGAGGAUCAAUGGAAUGCUGGGCACCAAAUGGUGUCCCUAUGAGUCUACAGUCUCUCUAUGCAGCAACUAUACCGUUUUGUGGCUCUUUAGAAAGUUAUCUUGUAUACGCUCACCUGCGAAGAUGUGGAUUUUCGGUUGUGCGAUCCAAACAAGUACAAAGAAACUACGAUAAUUUAUCCAACUCUACAGAUAAUGCAAGGAUUGGGUUAUGGAGUGUUGGAAUGAAGAAAGUAUUGUCUGCUUUCCAUUAUUUGAGCUUUAUAAAACUUUGGUCGCCAAAGAGCAGCAAAGGUUACGGUUUUUUACCAAAAAGAACUUACAGAGACUUUAAACAAGUAUAUGAAGAUAUCCAAAUUGUCCCUGGGUACUUUCCGAGGCCACAUACUCUUGAUGAAGAAUUCGUAGCUCCUUUUCAACUAACUUAUGAUGUAUAUAAACCGUCCGAAAUUUUCAAGAAGUCAGCCUUGAAAGAGCCAGAUUUUAGAAUAUGUGUUGUUGAUGCUCAAAGUACAGUCGUUCCGACAUGUAUGCAGCUAAACCGUCUCUUCGGCAUAGUCCCUAUUCAAGAGAACCCGUCGAGGCAUAUGAUGCAAAGACUAAAGGAGGGAGUUAGGAGUGUUAUUUUUGCUGUUGUUGAUUAUGGUGUCGUUAGUUACGUUCGAUUUUCUGAUGUAUGUAUGAAUGAAAAAUUGUUUCUUGAGCAACCCAGAAAGCGCGGAAAGGGAGACGUAAAGAAAAAGGGAAUUACAAAUACUAAUCUAAAAGGGAAUUGA